Varanus komodoensis (Komodo dragon) is the source of this 3542-nucleotide messenger RNA. It is a transcript of the gene CENPT, whose product is annotated as centromere protein T. The coding region runs from base 991 to 3216 and encodes 741 amino acids. Gene Ontology annotation, molecular function: DNA binding; protein heterodimerization activity. The record is from RefSeq and is a predicted model, not a curated record. The transcript has 14 exons. Gene Ontology annotation, cellular component: kinetochore. Lineage: Eukaryota; Metazoa; Chordata; Lepidosauria; Squamata; Varanidae. Gene Ontology annotation, biological process: kinetochore assembly; mitotic cell cycle; chromosome segregation.
GGUGUCACGCCGCCGGAACUACGUUCCCCACUAGGCAUUGCGAUCGCAGUUGGGUGGCUCUGCCUUGCUUAUGACAAAGGCGGGCGGGCCUCAGGAACGCGAACUACGUGUCCCGUGUGCCCUCGCGCUGUGCCAGUUUCCCAUAAUCCUCCUGGAGGUCUACUUGUGAUAAUACCUGUCUUUAUUAAACAAACCAAGCCUUUAAGGCUAAAAUCCCCGCCUGGUUUGAUUGUCCGUUUGCUUCUUUUUCUAUGUGGCACCUAUGGGUUAACUGUAUGACGAAGCCUAAACUUUAUUUUCCAGAGGGAAGCAGGGGAACUUGGCGGAAAAUCAUUCUAUGAAGUGUAAAACAACACGAAAUAAAAAUCACACUUCCCACAACGCCUUUGACGUUUUGCGUCUUUCCUACCACUUGCCUCUUUUAGAGACUCCUCUGCUGAAGACACAGCAGAAAAGAGAACGACGUUCCUUUUCUCUGACAACCCGCUUGCAGCCGCAUCCUGAGCCCCUCGGAUAUGGCCUCUGGGAGCGCCUUGGUGGGCAUCACUGAGGAUCCUCCCCCCCGAGGGACCAAGGACACUGCAGCUCGGGUGGCCAGCCCUGCUCGACGAAAGAGCCACCUUCGGUAAAUGUCAGAUGUGAGAGCCACGGGUGGGUGCCCACAGGCGGCGGCAACCGGCAAGCGGUGUCAUGGCGUGUACGGAAAGCAUCGAGAGGAACCUUUCCCGUUCCAUCCAGAAGCAAAACGACAUUGUACACCAGGCAACGGCGUGAAACUACAUUUCCCGUCAAGCUGCGCGAGGGGAGUAACUCCUGCUGGGCUGAAGCGGAGAAUUAUCGCGAGAGUUGUUGAUCUCGCUACGACCGUCGCUUGAAUCUGUGAGCGGGAGAAGAGCGGCGAGCGCUUGGCAGUCGUCGGGCCUCGCGCUCGUCCCCCGUUGCCGUUGCGUUUCCUCAGAGGUCGCUUGCGGGUGAGGAGGAGGCAGAAGCAUGGCUUCCCGCCGGAGCUUGCGGAACGAACCGGAGGGAUCGUGCGGACGGCGACGGUCUGCGCGGUUGGCGAACAAAAAGGACCUGUGCUAUGGUUAUCAAAGAUCCCUAACCUCUCAAAGACUGACAGCCUCUGCAGUUACGGACUUCAGAACACCUCGAACUCUAUUAAAGAAGGUCCUGCAGACCCAACCAAUAGUUCCUCCUCUUGCUCCUGAAAAACCCGAUUCUCCAAAACCAGCAGAGACAUUCUUCCAGUUUCCUCCGGUGGUUGUUCCCUGCAGCGACCUAGAAAUCAGCUUUUCUGACCCAGCUAUCAAAGAGACAUCUCAGAUUGUACUGCACAAAAGCAGGUCGAAAAAAGUCCGUCUUUCUGAGUUUGAGAGAGGUCUGAAUAAACAACUUAAUUCAAAUGCAGCCCACUCAUUGCUGAUCAACGCAUCAAUGACAAAGUCUCUUCAGAUCUCUCUUACUACCCCAGCACCACUGCACUCUGCUGGGAAAAAAGGCUUAAUCCGCAGGCCAAAGAAUUACAGAGGUGUUAAUGUUAAAGAGUUUGAAGGAGGCAUCGAACAAAACUUGCUGCAAAUAAAAGACUCACAAAGCUACCUUGUGGACUUGCAAACAGCAACUCUUUUGUCAAAUCACACAGAGAUGCUCUCUGCUAACACGGAGCUCUUUGCCCACUCUCAGUCCAGUGGGCAGAAUGAAGUAGAACUUCCUCUUGCCCAUUCUCAGCAUGCCUUGACUGGGCAAUCUUCAGCCAACAGGCUGCCCUCUGAUCAGACAACCUGGGAAAAUGCUGAGUCUGAUAUGGAUGUUGAAGAAGUGACUAAGAGCCACUCUAGAGGGGUCCAGACACCAGAUGCUGAAGGUGUUGAUGUGAUGGAAGCUACACCUGAGGAAGAGGCUGAUAUGUCUAGAGAAGAGAAGCAAGAGAGUCUGCUUGAUGCUGAGAGAGAGUUGAUACGCAGUCACGGUGAGGAGUUGCAAAGGCCAGGCAUGGAACAUGUUGGUGGAUUGAAAACUGUUCCCCAGGAAAGGACUGUUACUCUCAGGAGAGGUCAGCAAGAGUCUCUGCAUAGAAACAGUCAUAUGGAGCAGUCCUUAAGUCCUGAAGAGCAUCUAACUAUUGAUAUGGACCCAGUAAGAUCAUCCACUCCAGCAGAUGCCAAACUCCUAGAUAUGGACCCAGAGAGAUCAUCCACUCCUGCAGAUGCCAGACUCCUAGAUGUCAACCCAGGGAGAUCAUCUGUGCUUACUAAUGCCGAACUCCUUGUUAAGGACCCAGCAGGAUUAUUGACACCAAUUGAUGCCGACCUACAGAAAGCACAGCAAGGCCACCUGUCUGCUUUGCUGCAUAAGAAGUCUGCCAGGAGCUCAGUGAAAGAAAUGGUAGUGCACAUAAUCAAAGAGAUGGAAAGCAGUGUGGAUCCAGCUAUCAUGGGUCAAGAUAUACCAGAAGCCAUUUUGGAGGAAGAACCUUUCCCCAGUGAAAGGGCUACUCACAUCUCUCAGAGGACUGAAGCUCUAACUCUUAGCAGUCACAUAAGUUCAAAGAAUCCUAAGCAGUUGGAGAUUCUACACACAAAGGAAACAGUAGGUGGAAUAAUGCAACGAAACAGUAAUGAAGGCAAAAGAAGAAGGUUGGAUGAAGUAGCAUUAGAAACAGAAAUGGAUCCCGAGGCUGAGGAGAUCUCAGAGGCCGAAACCGACACGGAAAAUUCCGAGCCAACUGGUAAGACACCAGCAUUUGUGCGUGCUAGAGCUUUCCAGUGCUCACCCCUGCUGUCCACACCACAUGAUCCGAAGGUCACAGUUUCCAGGUCCCCUUCAAAGCAGCCUUUGGUUAAACAAUGUCCAAGGCCUACUGCAAGAGCACGCAGAGGAAAACAUGAUCCAGUGCUCCCCAGUAAUUUGGUGAGGAAGAUAUUCAGCCAUUAUGUGGGGAUGCCAGUGACCAAGGAUGCUUUCAAAGUUGUAGAAAAAUGUGUGAACUUGUAUUUCAAGCAUCUGAGCAAUGAUCUGGAGGCCUAUACAAAUCAUGCUAAACGAAAGAUAACAGAGCCUGCUGAUAUGGAGCUCCUCAUGAGGCGACAAGGGCUGGUGACAGACAAGUUACCUUUAAAUGUGCUGAUAGAACGUCACUUGCCUCUGGAGUACAGAAAAUUGCUAAUUCCUGUUGCUACUAGUGGAAAUAAAGUGGUUCCUCCCCAGUCAAGAUGAGAUGUUGGCAACCCCCCAGUUUGGGGAAUGGAACACAGAGUCAGAAACAUUGAAGACACUGUAAACUAUAGUAUAUAUACUCCUAUUAGCAAGUCCUUAGAAACUAUGGAAAUCUCAGAAUUAUGUAUAUUUUCUUGUUAAGCCCCUUACCCCACUGUCUGUCCUACAGAAGCGACUUUGUUCUUAUAUCUAUACUGUGGCUAUGAAGUAAUGUUUUGUAUGUACAAGUUCUGCGUCUGAUUUAUAGUGUACUUGAAUAAAACACACAGCGCUCUCUCGUUAUUUCAUCCUCCAGCAAGAAAAAGCAGAGAGACUUAAGUAUAUUA